AUGGAAUGGUAUCUUUUGGGAGAACAUAUAUGUAGGUGUAAUGGAGAAAGUGGUUUGAAGGAUGUGACGUGGAUAUGUCCUGCAUUCAGUGAAAAACACUCAAGGAUUUGGGUCACUGUACAGAAGAGCCCGGCUCCCCUGGCAGAGAGACUCACCAGAGAGGAGAUGAAGAAUGGAUGCGGGAAGAGAUGGGAGGAAUGGGAUAGAGGGAGGGAUGGAGGUGAUGUACCAAGUGUGGAGCUAUGGCCAGUCCAGCAGGCUCAGUUCAUCCCCUUGACAGAAGUCCUGUGCCUCCUAAUCUCCGAGAUGAACAGACGGAAGCUGCUAGCAACACAGGACACGGUCAGGAAGAAGCUCUCUGAGUGCUACGACAAGAUGCCUGUCCCAAGUCCAGAGAUCAUCCACAAAUCCCUGACCCAUCUAAUGAACGAGGGAAAGAUUGUCCACAAUGGCGUUGGUUACCACAUCACCAAAGGUGAUGAGGUACCUCCAGACACCACUGAUGCAGAGAGCGUUGCAACGUUUGCCACGACAAGAACAAAGAAGAAGGAGAAGGACAAGGAGAAAGACAAACUUAAGGAAUACUUGAUCUACAAAGAUGGUGUUCUGACAAGACAUACUUUCCCUGAGGAAGUCAAUGAGAAUUUGGGUAUCAAGGUCAGACCCGAGUCUGGAGCUUCCAGGCCGUUGUCCUAUCCAGCUAACCCGACCCUUGCAAGCAUCCCAGAAGACCGUACAGCCUUCCAGAGAAGCAUAUCCAUGAGAGAGCGUAGGAGUCCUCAAAAGAAGUCAAAGUUUGAACGCACUAGCUCCAUGCGUCUUCCUAAUGAUAUCUCUUACUAUGACCAAGGUUACCUGACAUCCGAUUCAGAAGCAAAGCCUUCGUGUCUUGGACGUCUCUUGGGUAAGGCAGUCCAGAAGAAGCCCAAGGCAGCUCCCAAUAAUAACAAUCAGCCUAAUCAUCUACUCCAGACCUUCUCAGCUCAGUUUCCACCUUCAGAUAUUCAUGAUCCUUUCUUUAACUAUAACCAUUGGAUGAAGAAGACCCCUGAGAAACUUGGUACAAACAGAUCUCAAAAUAAUGGGCCUGAUGGGGAUAAGAUCAAGGAUGACAAGGAGCGGUCUAAAACGCUUGAAGCAGUACCGACUGCUCCAAAGCAUACAUACAGUCCAAAGUCAAAGAGGAAGAGUUUACCAAAAGACUUGAGUAAUGUAAAAACAGGAUCUCACUAUGCUCUUGACCAUGGACGUCUGACACAAACUGCCAAAACUCUGCAACAGAAGUAUCAGGAUGGACAAGAGGAAUCUAUGCCUGAAAGUGAGGUGGAGUUUCUCAAGCCAACCAAAAUGUAUGAUGGUAAACAUAGAACUAAAGCUGUAGCAGACCAGAAACCUACAUUGUCAAAGAGCCCUCAGAAAAACCCCAAGGAUUCCAAGGGUGAUAAGAUAAAUCACUACUUUAGUUCGAUGGAUAGGGCACAGCCUUUAAACCCUAAGCCAUACCAAGGGCUCACCAGUGAAAGUUCGCUUGCAGGAAGUGAUUCAGAGCUGGAAAUGAAUCCAAGAAAGAAAGCAGCAGCAGUGGAAAAGCGGCUGUUGAAGCAGAGACAUGCUGAUCUCUUGAGAGAGAGAAGACAAGGACGAUUAUUUGCAAGUCAAAGGGCAGAUGCUCCUGGUUCUACUUCAAAUCUUGGUGGACAGCAACCAAGAGAGGAAGUGCCUUCUCGCUUGCAAGCCAAUGGACGAUCUGCGGUGGAGGAGUAUGAAAAACGCAAGGGUUACGGGCCAAGGAGAUGCUCAUCUGAAGAGGAUGUCAGUGAUUUGCCUCGGUUACUUCCAGAAGAUUCUGACAGACAGCUUGUUGCACAGAGUCGGAAGAUAUGUCUUGCCUUCCAGGAUAGUGGACAGAUGGUGGUGAAGACUUCCACACCUCACUCCACCAACAACCAGGCAGUAGAGAACAGAGAGGGAAACAACCGAUUUCUUCAAGAACCAGAGAGACCUAGGAAUGCUUCAAACCUGGACAAAGUUGUCAUGAGGAAACAUGAUCUCAUUAAGAAGAGGCCUCACUCAAGUCAUGAAACCUUCUACAAAGAUGAAGAAAUUGACAAGUUAUUAGAAGAGGAACUUCAAAAUGAGAAAGUGAAUCAUAAUAUGCGGUAUAAGAAUGAAAUCCCUGAGAAGGAUAAGAACAGUAAUUCCCGCUAUCCAGAGAUCUUGGACCAUUGCCACAGACCGGGAAAUGAUGAGCUGAACCAAAGCUUAGAUCGCCAGUCUUUCACAUCAACCAGUACAGUUGAGUACAACAGCCAAGGUGAUCCUCCAGCCAUCAUAGGUCACACUGUCAGCCCCGAUGCUAGUACCAUUAAUGGAAGCUAUGCCUCACUAGCCAAUGGCCAGCGCCCUCUACAUCAUAGAAUGGAAAGUCUAUCCAGUUCAACGGGUGACAGUGGCUUCAACUCUCCAAGGUCUUCCGUCAACAAUGGAUUCAACUCCAACGGCUUCCCCUCCAAGCAGACCUCUCCUGAAGGUCUUACAGUGAGGUCCAAUUCUGGCAGCAGUAGCAGCAUUCCAGUCCUGGUGAGACCAAUCCCAAGAAGAGCCUACAGCAACACCACAGCCGUGGCCAAGGUCAUGCCAACAGAUUCUCACCUGGUCCAGAAGAGACGUCCAAUGUCCAGUACAAGUGACCAGUCCAGUAGCUCGGACCUUACGGUCAAGUGCAUGAAGGAUAGGAGACGGAGUGGUAGUGACCGUGACGGAAAUUCCUCAUCCUCAGAAAAGUCAAGUCACAGUUCAAGAAGCCAGCAGAGACUCACAAGGGUCAAAAGUUUUGAGGUUAUUGGGACAGUUUAAAAAGUUUGUCACAAUAAAAACCAAAAAGUAUUGGCAUAAUCAUAAUUCAUUUAAUCAGGAGAGAUAUUCCUAGCUAGUUCCCUUGACCAAAGGUGUUGACAUAAUACUAUUCCCUAUUCCUUUAAUCUAUGAAGUGUCUUUUAUUUUCCUUCUCUCUCUCUCUCUCUCUCUCUCAAUCUCACCAUUUUUAGUCUUUUACUUGGUAAUCUGUUUGUUUUUCUCAAUAUUUCAUGCAGUGUUUUGAGCAAACAAUAGGUAUAUGAAAUGUGACAAUUAAGAUAUACUGUGUAAUCUGAAGGAUAUACUGUGGAUAAUUGUUUUUCUUGUUCCACUCUACACUGAUCUAUGUCACAAAUGAUUGAUGUUUCAAUUUAUGCAAACUAAAAGUACGUGGAAAUCAGCAUCAUGUUUUGUUUAUGGCCAAAAUAUGCAAACCAAAUUAAUGUGAACUAUGAAUAAUGCUGAACACGCCAAAGAGAUUAAAAAACGAAUAUUUAGAGUGGGUAUAAUUAUACUAGUAACCAUAACUAGAAGAUAGACUUUGUUUCCUCAGUUCUGUUAUUAAUGAGUGUUAAAAUGUACUUUAUUUUAUACCAAAUGUUUGUUAAAGGUUAUUCUUGUUUUUUAAUUCAAGUAUUCCUUCAAACGUUUAUUUUCUUCCAGUUUUCAUUCUUUUUUUUCAUACAAAGUGGUGUAAAUCAAUUAUCGUACAAAAUGUGAUGAAUAUGAAUACAAUAUUUACAGAUUAUAUGCACAUGUAUGUGUAUUAUCAUUAUUCAAGUUAUGAUCUCCACAAUUUCUUUUAAAAUAUAUCAUGGGUUUGAUAAGACCUUUUACAGACCAAAACACUCUGGGAAAAAUAACUGUCAUUUUCUGGCAAUUUCCUUGGUUUUAUUGAUAGGCUUUCUAUUUAUUCAAAUUAACUUAUUGUUGGGGUGAACCUAGCCACUAAUGUCCAUCAUGGGCAAACAAGCGUGUCAAAAGCUAUAAUAUUUUCAAUAAAUCCAUAAAAUAAGUGAAAACAACUUACUGUGAAUAUAUUCCACUAAACCAUAUGACUUGUUACAAAUUAAAUAGUUUCUUUUCUCGGUAUGUUAGAGAAUUAUUAGCCCCAAAAUUCAUUGAAUGAAAUACAAAAGAUAGAGUCAGUGUACGACAUCAUCGGCUCCAGCAUUUGCAUAUCAUCUGUUAUGUAAAAAUAAGUGAAAUUUUAAACAUCAUAAAUGUCUUUUUUACUUCUAAUUUUGAUGAAAUUUUCAUUGUAACACUUGUUACAUUUUUCUCUACUAAUUCAAGGCAGAUUUUUGUUGGGAUGAACUUACCCAGUAAAAAAUAUUAUUAUCGUAUUUUUUUUACAUUUUACCUUUGUCACACAAUAUAUACUGUACAGUGUACACUCCAUGUGUUUCUAUUUCAGCAUAGAUGUAUAUGAAUUGAUUCUACAAUAAAAUACAUUACUAGUACUUAGCAUUAUAUGCCUAUAUGUAAAGCAAAAUCUAAUUCUAAUUGUAUAUACUACUUCUGUGUAAAAUUGUAUAUAGUUGGUAGCUAUUCUGUGUAUUUAAAUUGAUAUUUAUUAUAAUAAUUUGAUGGUUGGAAUGCUAUAUGCCUAAAGAUAUAUGAACAAUGGGGUUUAGCUUAUAAUACCUUGUAAAUAAUAUGGACAUCAUCUCAAUGUACUUUUGUUCAAAACAUCACUGUAUGUUUAUGAAUUGAUUUUUAUUUGAAAUGUACUAAAAUAUUGGCAGCCUUGAAAGUGAUUUUUUAUUCACUAGUUUGUGGCAUAGUUCCACCAGUUAUGAAUCCAUUUAGGUUACCUCCUUGUUCUUUUCAAUUUCCUUUCAUGUAUAAGUGGGCCAAAAUCAUUUUGGUAUUGGUGUAAGGUGUCAAGUUUAACACCAAAUGUUUUCAAUUUUCUUGCAUGUGCUGUGGGCCCCCCCCCCAAAAAAAAGAUAUGGUAUUGGUGUAAUGUGCCUGUCUUGGUGUUAAACUUAACACCAGAUCGUUUCAAGUUCCUUUAACAUAUUGUGGGCCAAAUUCUAAGAGGUAUUAUUAUGAUUAUGGUAUGGGUGUAAGGUGUCUGUUGAGGUGUCAAGUUUAACACCAAAUAUUUUGAACUUCCUUGCACUUAAUUUUGGGCCAAAUUCAUAUAAUUCAUCAAACAUUUGUAUCUAGUCUUUUUAUUCUACCUAACAAGUCCAAAUUUGGGCAGUAUGAAGAAGGAUUAUUCUUUCAGAUAGGUUAAUUUUUUCUUUCAGAUAGGUUAAUUUUAUCAUGUUUGAUUUUUUAAUACCAACUCAUUAUUUUGACUUUUUUCAGAGAACCUUCCGUGAUGAAUUAUUGUUGGUUUUGGGCUGGCUGGUCACAUAUAAUUGUGAAUGUGCAUUUUAUUGCUAGUCCUUUCUUACAACAACAUACGCAAUGAUGGGCUAUAAUUAGAAUCUAUCAGUUAAACAUUUUGAAUUAACAUUUGAUGGCUUCUUGCAAAAGAACCAUUAUUCCAUUUUUUUACAAUGCUGUGGGUAUGAAAAUAUAAUUUGAUUUUAAAAUGGAUUUGAUAUAAUAAUGAUAAUAAGCAUAGAAUUUUAGAUGCCCAUGAAAUAGUUUUGAUGCUAUGAUUUUGGCCUUGCAAAUGACAUAAAUCUAGCUUUUCAUAGAAGUAUGGACUAAAAUCCUUGUUUGACAUGGUGGGGGGGGGGGGUUCAAUGGUGGGUAAGGUGAAGUGUUGCCAGAUGACUAUGGAAUAAGACAAAUUAUAUUGAACCAAGUGGAUAUAAACAAAGAAAAAUAUUAUCCCGGAAAAUGUUUUCAAAUGGGUGAUUUUAAGUCCAAUGUUGGUGUUGGAAGCACAAUUUGGAUUGCUUCCCCUAGCUCCAAAACCUAUCCUGAGUUUGUAAAAUUGAUCCAGAUUACAUUAUUGACACCUCAACAACUAGUGAGUGACUUUUCAGGACCAUCUUCAUUUUAUGUUUGGUGUUAUACUCAUGUGAAAAAUGACCUAACUCCAACACCAAUAGGUCAACACUGAACUUGAAUUCAUCCACUGCCUUUGUCAAUAAGUUUGUUGUCACUUUUAUUUUUUCCCUUUAUUUUUUGAAUGGGAUUCCAUCAUGGUAACACAACAUUCUGGAAAGCACUUUUUUAGACCAAGGAGUGUUUCACAAAGAGACAUUUCAAUUUUUAGUUAAACGUUUUUGUUGCUGCUUUGAUAUAAUGGAUUUUUUUAAGGGAUGGAACUGAUUUGUAAUACCUAAAUUUGAAAAGGUAUUAAACCCAAUGGAUGUGACCAUAUCUGAUGGACAGCCAAUUUGUUGGUUUGAAGAAAUACAAGCCAGAUUUUAUGAUAAUGUCCAAUACUUUUAAAAUGUCAAACAAAAUAUUCCAGCUUGUGUUUGACUGUUUUAACAUUUUCACAAUUUUGACCAAUUUUGAUCAUGUUUAGUAAUCAUUUUUUCUCACUUGGAUACCAAUACAAGCCAUUUUCAGUAUUGUAUUCAAAUCUCCAAUGUAUUUUCUUUUUUAUCAACUGCAUCAGUCCUGUUUUAGAAAAUUAUAAUGAUGUACCUCAAAUUCAAACAACACAGGAGAUGUAACAGAUAUUUGUGAUUUUUCUGUAUCAACUAAAUCUAUCUGUUGUCCGAAUUCUUUCAUUGCAGUAGAUUUGUUUAGAGUAUGUCUUGGUGGAUUGUCGCACUUGCAAAAAAUAUUGGUAUGAUAAUUAUGAUAAUCUUGAUGAAUAAAACGGCAGCUCAGUCAAUAUAA
Messenger RNA from Lytechinus pictus (painted urchin), 6618 nucleotides. RefSeq lists its product as uncharacterized. Gene Ontology annotation, biological process: regulation of transcription by RNA polymerase II. Gene Ontology annotation, cellular component: nucleus; cytoplasm. Gene Ontology annotation, molecular function: RNA polymerase II transcription regulatory region sequence-specific DNA binding. Lineage: Eukaryota; Metazoa; Echinodermata; Echinoidea; Temnopleuroida; Toxopneustidae. The transcript has 2 exons. The coding region runs from base 1 to 2856 and encodes 951 amino acids. The record is from RefSeq and is a predicted model, not a curated record.